Molecule: messenger RNA, 5476 nt
Organism: Vitrella brassicaformis
Lineage: Eukaryota; Vitrellaceae
Source: the annotation of a GenBank genome assembly
CCAAACACAGGCUGGGCUGUCGGUUUCCAGGCCCUUAGAUGUAGAUCUGAUGAUCAAGAAAGUCGCACUCAAGAUGGUGCGACACUUCAGCUCAGCCGAUGAGUCAACAGGCCACAGUGAGGUGACUGGCGGCUAGUUGGGACUUAACUAACGAUGGACACACUGACGGUGUUCUGCUCCGCCUGUGGGGCGCUGAGCAGUGGUGUUGAAGGCACAUCCAGUCGCUGCCCUGCCAAUGGUGGGUGAGCUGGCACAUCAAGCAGAGAGAACAGGCAGAGUGUUGUCUGUGUCAACUAACUUGUGUGUGGUGCAGGUGGCGGUGAUCAUGAAUUCACGCUGGCCACCAGCGGUGACCGAGCCUUCAAGGAUAACUAUGGUGACCUGCCUAUGCGCGAGGCGCCCUUCUCCUUGGAAGACAUCAUCAUACGUACGUCAGCCGCACAAACGAAUCUCGCCCAGCCCACAAGCAUUGAUCGAUGCGAUGCAUGGGUUUGUGUUGGGCUGUCCGCCUCUGCCUGUGUGCCUCUCUCUCCUCAGGCACGGCCUCCCCCCAUGUGUCGCCAGCAGGCCAUGCCCUCGUUCCGCCCGAGAUGCACACACAGGAGCAGCAGCAGCAAACCGAAGACCAGCAGAUGCCGCCCUUCAAGAGUGACUCGUUUGCGCAGACCUCACCCAGCAGGCAGCUGCCAGACCCCUUCGAGUUGGAGGCCCCGCCGCCCCCGCCUCCCGCAUUCCCCUCGGUGCCCACCAAGAAGCGCGUCAAACGCUUCGCCGAUCUGAGCGACGAGCGGCUGCUGCACACGGUGGCUGGGGCUGACGAGGAGGCGGAGGGUGCCGAGGACACACCGACCAUGCGCAGCGUGCUCGACAAGCUGCGGCACCUGACGGUCGACCAGAUCGUCACGCGCAUGCAGUCGCUCAAGGGCAAGAGAGGCAGUGGGGUGGCCUCCCCCGAUGUCCUCGUCAAUGUCCUGCGGCUCAUCAGCUCUUCUGUCGAGGGCCAUGACGCACCUGCACCUGCACCUGCUCGUGGGCCAAGGGCGGCGCGCAAGGCUGCCCCGGCACCUUCGCCAGCGCAGCCGACAGCACGCAGCGGCCGGGGAGGAGGGAGUCAGCGGCCACGCGGCCGGAAGAGUGGCACUGGUGGCAGAGUGAGGGGCGACUCGGACGAGCCGAUGCUGCCUGUGGGGCUGGUGGAUGACGUAGAGGUGGACAAAGAGGAGGACAAGAUGCCUCGUCAGCCUGCUGUGGAGACCGAGAGGCGACCACAGGAACUGCCUGAGGAUGUGAGCACAUAAACAAACCAUACCCAGAGAGAGAAAGGGUGCCGUCCGAUGACCUGCGUGUAUGUGUGUGUGUGUGUGUGUGUGUUCUCUUCUUCUUCUUCUUCUUCUUCUUCCUCUUCUUCUCUUCAGGUGGUGGUGUGUCAGACGCCCAGUGAGGCCUCCCACCGCGACCCCGCCGGCGCGAGAGAGGAGCCCAAAGAGCCAAAGCACGACUCUGAGCCACCAGAGCCGAACCAAAUGGACGACCUCCCUGACGAGCCCGAUGAGUUGCCGCCCUCGCCGGGCGACUCGCAACCACCACCACGACCCGAUGACCCAUCCCCGCCACCAGCAGAAGCGGCACCAGCAGCACCAGCGCCCCCACCCGCUCCACCGGCUGUCGACCAGGCGACCAAGGAGAAGAGCGACCAGCGAAGAGAAGGGGGGCCGGCUGCGACAGAGCAGCUUGUCGAUCCUCCUCGCGACCAGCCUCGCCAGACUGACCCAGAGCAGCGCGGAGGAGACCUAUGCAACACAGGCAUGGCCGAGAAGGAUGAGUCAAGGCAGGCCAAGGAGGACGCGGCCCCCAUGGGCGAUGAGGGUCUUCCAGCUGGUGGGUCGCUGGCCGACCAGACGCCCAACCAGCAGCCAUCUGCGAGUACAUGUAACAAGACGGAGGAGGGGAGGGAUGUCAGUCCGUCCGACAAGGCCGCAGCCAACCCACCACCAGCACGACGCGACGAUGGCCAAGGAGAGGAGGAAGAGGUGGGCGAGGUCGAGAGCCCAGACGAGCCCACCCCAGCCGCCACUAAGCCGCCGUCGCCAGCCCGAGGUGAGGAGAAGGGUAAGAGCCGUGAGGAGUCCAAAGCCACCGAGGAGCCUCCAGCGGCAGCCGCCACUGGUGCGUCACCGCCGUGCAGGGACGACAAGAAGGCAAAGGAUGGCGAGCAGCGUGGAGGGGAGAGCCACACAGAAGCCAAGCAGGAGGAGGAGCAGCAGCAGCAGGACCAGCAGGUGGCACGCUCUCCUCCCGCAAUACCUGUGGCCCCGGCGGUGUGUCUCAACGACGAGGCCAUGCUCGACGAGGACAUGACCCCCGCCGCCGCACCCGCUCCACCACCAGCCAAGCCACCUUCCCCUCUGCCAGCCGAGCCACCCCGCGAGCCAACUCCACCUGCAUCACCCGAGAAGGGCCCGGCAGCCAAACCACCUCAAGACACUCACACGGCCAACCGAGACAAGAAAGAGGACAAGAAGGGCACCGAGGAUGGGCAGAAGGGCCCGGCUGCGUCAGAAGAGGAGAGCCCGGCGGGUCAUGGAAGGGCUGGCAGCGGUGAUGGGAGUGUGAGGGAGAGCGAGAAGGACGACGGUGGCCGUUCUGAGGUGCAGAUGUCGGUGGAUGGGGGCGAGAGCACGGGACGCAACGAUGACAGGGACGGGGACAAGGACAAGGACAAGAACAAAAAGAAGAAGCGGGCGAGGGGGCCAUCGCCGCCUGCGGACCUAUUCGACGGGUGGGUGAGGGACACCACACCACACAGCACACACGACCACACGGACACAUGAAUGAGCAACACGCGCCUUCCUGUCCUCCCUGUUGUAGGUACACCCCUCAGCUCAUCUUCACAUCAGUACGUCGUCGCGAGAUCAAGCGCCGCGACCCCAACGUCCCCCCCGACCAGCUGCACGAGCGUGUGUGCAAGUCAUGGGAGGCCUUCCAGCAGCUGCCUCAGCACGAGCAGCAAGAGUUCACAAGCCAACUGGAGGCCUGCCGGCUGGGCAACCCCCACAUCCCACUCGCGGCCUUCUUCAGCAACCAGCCGGUCAUCACGCCAAUCGAGCAGCGGGAGAGAGAGCAACGGGGAGAGGGUAAGGGCGAGCCGGCGGCUGCUGCGGCCGCUGAGAGGCCGAGGGCUGCCACCAAGCGCGGACCGUCCCCUUCUGCCGCCCCUCCAUCUGACCGUGCUGCAAGCGCUGCGUCGGCUCCAGACGACCAGCAGGACAAACCGGUGAAGAAGAGGAAAUACCGGUCUCGCGAGGUGCCCCCCGCCCCCCUCCCCUCUCUCCAGCUUCCGGGCAUCGCAAGUCGGCGGAGCCCUCCAGGCCGCGACGACGAAUCGCCACAAGUAGGCGUGGGUUUCCUGCGAGCCCAUCUGAAGCCCGAGGGUGCGACCGUGCGUUAUCGGCCGAUGGUGCUGGACUACAGCAGCAACGGCGGUGGGAUGGUGCGGGGCAGUUUGAGUGUGGAGAAGUACCGUGGCAAGAGGGGAGCAGGGAGUGGGGGUGGGGCGGGCAAGGGGGCCGCUGCUAGUGCAGCUGCUGCUGUGGCUCUGGUGAGAGAGCUGAGUGCGUGGGACUGGUGGAUGGGCAAAGACAAAAACACCGCCACUGCUGGUACGUACUUACGGGGAUGGGGAGGGAGAAAACGACCACAGCACGAUUGAUUGUCUCAUUGCGCUGCGCACGUUCUCCUUGUCUCUGUGUGUCUGUGUGGGUCAGGUGCGGCUGUGCAGUAUGCGUACAAGACGGCUCCCACGGCCUACACGGCCUGGUGGGACGCCAAGGUCAUCGAGGCAAACCACGCCAACAUACACAUACGAUUCAGGACCGCAGCCAACGCACCAGCACAGGUCAGUCAGCAGCAGACCCCUCCACCCUCAUGCUGUAGGCAUCUGUUGUGUCACGUGUAUGCAGACAAGGUGGCUGACGCGUGAGCAGUUCCUGCCCUGCUCAGUGCCCGUGCGCGACCCGCCAGAGGGCGUGUUCCGCAUCACGCCGCCAGGGGUGGAGAGGGACGCCUCAGAUCUCUACGUGGGUGCGUGCGUGUGUGUGGCCAACGAGGAGAACACACUCGAGCUGUACGAUGCGGUAAUCCUGGACGUCUUCCGCGACGGCGGGGGACGCGACAAGUGAGUGAGCCAGAACGUGGCCAUGACAGUGACGCAUUCUCUCCAUCCAUGGAAUCUUCUUUCUCUUUCCUUCUCUCAGCGGGCCAUCUGUGAAGCUCUUCUACUUCGUCGAUAAUGGCAUCGAUGACCGGCUGAAGGCCUCCUACGUGCGGCACAAGCUGCCCUACGAGCUGCACCCCUCGCCCCUCUCUCCCGCCCGCGACGCACCCAACCAGCAGGCGGCCACGCCCGACGAGAGUUACGACUGGACGGUGCCGCGGCCGUGCGACACGCCCAAGAACAAGGAGGGUCCCUCCAUCAACAUGACACUCAUACCUUACUGGAUCGACUGCCCGGCGUCGGCACACGUCUGGCGGCACGUCGAUGCGGCCAUUGUGCUGCCCAAGGGCGCACAGCCGGCCAUCCCCGACCUCUGCGGACAGCCAGGCGAGAGCAACAACAGCAAGAGGGAGGAGGGAGGUGGUGCAGACGACGUCGGGCGUGAGAGAGACGACAGUGACAGCGACGAGUCGUCGUCAGAGGAGGAGGAGCAGCUACUGGAGAGCCGGCUGGCGAAGCUGCCCAUCAACCUGGACACAGCUGCCGACGGGGAGCCCUCAUCGCCAUCGUCCGAGGAGAGCAGGGAAAAGGAGAAGAAGCACAAGAAACGGAAACAGACUGAGACGAAGAAAGAUAAAGACAAAGCCAAAGGCGAGGGUGGCGGCCGUGACCGUGACGCCCAUCCCAGCCACAAGCCACCCCCCAAGAAACGCAAGAAGGACCAACAAGACGGCGGCAAGAAGUCCUCCCUCUCGCCCCGGUUCGCCGUGUCGCCGCCGCGUGCCAUGGUGCCGGUGAAGGAGCUCAAGCCGCCGCCCAAGAGGCGGCACGAUGAGGGGCAGGGGGAGGGGGCAUCAGACGAGGGUGGUGACAGCAGCAGCCACGCUGACAAGGGCAGACUGGCCGCACCGUCCAUCGGUCAGCAAGCGCACAUGUCUCUAUGACAUGACAUGAAAACACCACACCUACUGAGUUGAGUGUGUCUGUUGGUUGCGUGUGUUCGUAAUGGAUGCAGGUAGCAGCCAGGGCUGCGAGAAGGCUGGUGCGGGUUCGUCUGAGGGCAACUGGGUGCGGCGGAGCAGCCGCAUGUCGCAGCCGCCAAUGGAACGCUUUUUUUCGAGAUGAUAGCUGAGUGAAAGGUGCGUAAUACGGAACGAAUGGAUUAUUGCAUUGAUAUCGAAUCGAGACCAGGGAUGGAUGAUUUCUGUGUCUAUUAUCCGAGUGCUGCCGUGUGUGUUACCUUCUCAUUGCAUUGCGUGUGUG